This is a messenger RNA of Endocarpon pusillum Z07020, 1746 nucleotides long. RefSeq lists its product as uncharacterized. Gene Ontology annotation, cellular component: membrane. The record is from RefSeq and is a predicted model, not a curated record. The transcript is spliced from 2 exons. Lineage: Eukaryota; Fungi; Ascomycota; Eurotiomycetes; Verrucariales; Verrucariaceae. Bases 1 to 1746 code for a protein of 581 amino acids.
AUGUCUUCCUCCAGAACCCGACCAGAACACUGGCAACAUACCCGCUCUUCCAGUCCUCCGCUGGCACAGAAUGGCCUACCUGGUCCCUCUCGAGAACUAAGAUCGAAAGGACAAUCCCUAGACAUUCCGGGAAGCAACAUUCACCCCCGCCCUUCACUCGAAAGCACCUAUUCCGAAGUCUCCGAACUCGCCGUUCACUUGGGUGAGCAUCGCCAUGCUCGUCAGCCCCUCUUGUCAUCACCACACAACAAUAUCCAGCGCCUUUCCCCAGUCGCGCUAGCUACAUCCCACCACCGUCAUGGCAUUCGGGGCUUCCUCGACGCCUUCUGGUUGCGUAACAAAGGCGUCGUCCUCGUGCUGCUAGCCAUGGUAUUUGGUUCGGGGAUGAACGUUGCGGCUAGGCUGCUGGAGACGGAUGGGACUCAUGGGAAGGCUAUGCAUCCUUUUCAGAUUCUCUUCGCACGCAUGUCCAUAACCGUGCUCCUGACCCUCUUCUACGGCUUCUAUACCCGCAUCCCAUAUUUCCCCUUUGGCUCAAAAGUAGUACGUCUCCUCCUCAUCGCCCGGGGCGUCGGCGGCUUCUUUGGCGUUUUUGGGUUGUACUGGUCGCUUCUGUACUUGCCGCUCGCUGAGGCGACGGUGCUGACCUUUCUCGCUCCGAUCUUGACGUGUUAUGCGUGUAGCUUGUUGAUCAAGGGAGAAACAUUUAGCAGACAGCAGCAGAUUGCUGGGUUUUUGAGUUUGGUGGGAGUGGUGUUCAUCGCUAGGCCGGGGAGUCUGUUUAUGUCUUCUGGUGCUCAUCACGAUGCUGGCCACGAUCCGUCAACGGUGCAUUCCAACACUACAUCUGCCGUUUCUGCCACCUCUCCGCCAUCAUCAACUGCCUCACAACCGACCCAACACCAACAUCUCCUCGCCGUUCUCUUCGCCAUGGUUGGUGUCCUCGGCGCUACCACAGCAUUGACCACUAUCCGCAAGAUUGGUACGCGCGCUCACCCUCUCAUCUCCGUCAACUACUUCUCCAGCUGGUGUACCAUCGUGUCGUCCGUGGCUGUCCUUGCAGCCCCCAGUGUAGGGUUUAGGCUACCAGCGAAUGUGCAGGAGUGGGGAUUGUUGAUUAUGUUGGGCAUUUUUGGGUUUGUGAUGCAAUUCUUGUUGACGGCGGGAUUGGCAUAUGGGGGACCUGCUUCCAGUGACAACAAACGUGCUGACGGUGAAAUACAUACAACACCCAAAGAAGUCGGUGCUGUUGGUGGUGACGUUGCGUAUGGAGAAGAUGAAGAAGCCGGACGCGAAAGCGGACAAGGCCGAAUCUACGCAGCUCAAGAAACGUCAGCAGACGUGACGGCAAAACCGAUAACUGCAGCAACAGCAAAAGCAGCAGCGAGUAAGGGAUCCGGCACACGCGCAACAAGCAUGUUAUACACACAGAUGUUGUUCGCGCUGGCUUUCGAUAAAUGCAUCUGGGGCAUCAGUCCCGGAUGGUCGAGUUGGGUCGGCAGCGUGAUCAUCCUGGCUUGUGCAGUUUGGGUUGCUGCGGCUAGGGAUUUGCAGACCAAGAACACAGGACAGGGUCACUUGGAUGGUGAGCAUCAUGAAGACGGCGAAAAUUUUGAACUUGGAGAACGGGAGAAGUUCAGGAAAGGAAAUCGAGAACAUGUCCAAGAGAGAGGCGAUGAGCAGAGACUGAUACACUGUCCCCUUCAAGAUGCAGAAGAAGGAGGAGAGGAAGACGGUAGGUCAUGA